CUGGACCCACGCGCAGCCUGCGUUGCGCGCAGCCACUGACGCGCCUUCUGUUCCGUUCGCACGAGGAAAACAUCGCGUCUCGCAGCCGUCACAUGGGGGCCGAGGAGGAGAAGAAGAGCCCACCGCGCCCAGACACCAUCCUCGUCCCUGGCGAUGAUUUGAUUGGCCUCUGAUCGCAAACUCGAAUCGCACACACACAAACAACAACAACAACCCAUUUCGGGGAUCUUUUGGCACAGGAGCGCGCGCCGCCGAUGAUGAUCAGCAAAGUGAAAAACGCCAUGUCCACCCUGGUGGGGGGGAUGAUGCCGCACGGACACCACCAGCACCAGCACCAGCACCACCACCAGCAGCAGCAUCAUCCGGGCGGCGGCCAGAGCUGCGGGGCGGACUCGCUGCCGCCGCGCUUCCCCUACGGCCGGCCGGAUUUCUUGGACCUCACCCCGGAGCUCCUGCAGUACUCCACGGAGCACGCGUCGCGCCCGGUGCUCGCGCUCAAGAGGGACAGCAGGCUCCCCUGGAGGACGGGCUACGCAGAGGUGAUCAACGCGGGGAAGAGCAUGCUGAACGAGGACCAGGCCUCGUGCGAGAAGCUGUUCGUGAAGAAGCCGAGCGGCAAACACAGGAACUCCGCUCUGCAUGAGGAUAACGGGGACGGCACAGGAAUUCCUCUCCACUUCUGGGGGGUGUUUGAUGGACACGCAGGUUCCGGGGCCGCCAUCAUGGCGUCCAAACUUCUCCACCGCCUCAUCAGAGACCGUCUGGGGGAAGUCUGCCACCUGCUGGAGAACCCCACCUGCGCGCCUCCCAUCUGCCUGGCCAAGAACGGCAGCCCGUACCAGGCGGAUGCGAAGAAGGGAGCGUCGCAGGAACCGGACGACCCCGACGCUGUCAGCGACCCCACAGUGCGCUAUCACAUGGAGAAGGUCGUCAGCCUGGAGAGUCUGGUGAUGGGAGUCAUCGAGACGGCCUUCAAACAGAUGGAUGAACUGAUCGAAAAGGAAAAGACGUCCUACGCCAUAUCUGGUGGGUGUUGUGCCUUAGCUGCCAUUCAUUUAAUGGGGAAACUCUACGUAGCCAAUGCCGGAGACAGCAGGGCCAUAAUCAUACGGAAUAAUGAAGUGGUUCCCAUGACUAAUGAGUUCACGCCGGAGUCAGAGAGGCAGCGGCUUCAGUAUCUGGGCUUCCUGAGGCCUGAGCUGCUGGGUAAUGAGUUCACUCACAUUGAGUUCCCUCGUAGGAUCCAGCACAGUGAGCUGGGCAAAAAGAUGCUGUACAGAGACCACACCAUGACUGGCUGGGCUUAUAAGACAAUCGUCGAAGAUGACCUGAAAUUCCCCCUGAUAUAUGGAGAGGGGAAAAAGGCUCGUGUCAUGGCGACGAUUGGAGUGACCCGCGGGCUGGGCGAUCAUGAGCUGAAGGUUUACAACUCCAACAUUUACAUCAAGCCCUUUCUCUCAUGCGUCCCUGAGGUGAAAGUUUAUAACCUGGAUGAGAACAAGCACGGCCCAGACGACGUCUUGGUCAUGGGCACAGACGGACUGUGGGACGUGACCACGGACAGGGAAGCGGCAGAUGCCGUGUCAGCCUACUUAUCCUGCUGUGACCCCUCUGAUCCCAUGAGGUACACACUGGCCGCCCAGGACCUGCUGAUGAGGUCCCGAGGAGUGCUGAAGGAGCGUGGCUGGAGGCUACCCAACGAGAAACUGGGCUCAGGCGACGACAUCACCGUGUUUGUCAUCCCGCUGGCCGGCCAAGAGUCGGAGACAUGACGUGGUGAUGCCGUGGCGGCCGCUGUGACAGAGCCGACUCUUUGGCCGAGUCCUUCUGCAUCGUCCCUGCGAGCUCCCUCAACCCCCGGACCGACGGGGCAGCGGGAGAUAAACACACGUUCGCUGAGCUGACCUCUUCUUCUCAUUCAACACCUCUCGUAUCGUACCGUCGACACGGUGUUGACCUACGAAACAAAACUGAACUGAGCCUUUAUCAGAUUAGAUAAAGGUUCAGUUCUGUGCCGCACCUUCAUCCACCACCAGACUGGACCCCGUCUCCGCCGCUUUCACGUCAACGUGACCACACGACCCCGUCUCUUUGGUCUCAGUCAUGUAACAGAAGAUUUUUUGAAGUCCGUCUCCUCGACCCGCUGUUUGUUACAGUUGCCAGUGAGAAUUAAGCCCUCGUUUGAUUGUUUUUGUUUCAUAUGUUCAAGGCUGGACAUUGUUCAUUUUUCUGGUCACGGCCCUAAAUGUGACUCUGUUUAGUUAAAUACAAUUUUAAAAAGUCACAAUCAUACUAUGUAAAGGAGAUUGCCGGAAGGAAACCAAAGAGAUGCCGCUACCAGGCAUAAGAAUGGAAAUCUGUAAAAAAAAAAAAAAAAUACAUCCAUAAAAGAUAAACAGUUAAAAAAAAAAAAAAGAUUUAUGUCUGUACAUUAAAGUAGCAUGGGGGACGUAAAAAACCCCCCAGAGGAAUGGACCUUUAACGGCACUGGACCGGAACAGAAUGAUUUGAGUCCCCGUUGCCGCGUUUCCUCCGUGUCAGCGAUGAAGAAUGAUGAAGAUGAAGAAUUGCACAUGCUCUGUGGUCGCCUGUCGAUUUGUACUAUCUCUCUACUGAAUGUGUUCAUAGAUGAUUCCUUUACUUUUUUAUUGUAUGUCAUCACCAUGAGGAGGACAGAUGGUUUCACUUGAGUCCAGUGGGGGGGCGGAAAAAGAUGAAGAAUUGGAAUGUUUUCAUUUCAUUUUGCUUCAUGUUUUCCUUGUUUAAGCAGAGAAUUUUUCUAAUAUAAGUAGAAGCAAUCAGGUCGUGUAGGAGGCGCUCACGAGGUAGUCCAGAGUAAGUGAGGGGCCCAUGGAGCCGUAGCCCCAAAACUUAAAAAAUUAAUAUAUUCAAUAUAAGGGCUAGAAACAAUAGAUAUAGUUUAAUUAUAGUCUAGAUUUGCACCUUUUCAAUCGUAGUGAAAAUAACUGUCUGUUAGACAUUUUUACACAAGAAAUUUUAUGGCAUUAGGCAUUUUGGUUUCACCUGAGCCUGUUUGUUUUUUUGUGCAAGCAUGUCAUAAAUCCUUAACCGACCAAUCAGCAUGCAUUUAUUAUUAUUAUUAUUGCUAGCAGAAUGCUAGCGCGAUACCGGAGAAACCGCCCCCCUUCCCGUAGGAAAAACAAAAGGACGUUUCAUUUGGAAUUCUGAUGCAUGAUCAAUAAUACAAUUUGCCCACAUUUGAAUAAAAAUGUGGGCAAUUUUGUGGAGAAGUGCAAAUGAUUAUUUUAAGCCGUUAGGCUCCAUUCACCCACAAUGAAUUGAGGACGACCUCGUGACUGCCCUCUAGGGGAACUGUAGCCAAUUUUUGAUACAGUGGCUUCAACAUGAAGUGGACAGGCUCUCUGCUUUAAUCCUCUCGGGAGAAAGGAACAUAAACGUGUUGAUAUAGUAAUAUGUGAUUAACGUUACACUCAUGCCUUAUUAAUGACUGAGGGAAACUCAAAAGUUAUUUUGUUUUUUUCUUCAGAUGCACUAAAUUUGAUCCUUGCAGAAGAACAUUUCAUUAACCGUACAUUUACUGUAUACCUCUUUUGUACCAUUUUUUUGGUUAUGUCAUGUUGUGAUUUAGAUUAUCCAUAUAUAUAUUUUUAAAGACACCUUUUGUUGUACGCACUAUCAGCGUUCUUAUUUUAAUUUUUUUUAUGUUUCUAUCCAUUGCGAGUUUGUUUUAGAAAGAUGGUCCAUCCCAGUGUUCGAGCUACCAAACUGUGAGGUAGAGGAAUAGUAUAUGUACCAGUUUAGAAAUAAAUCAGAUUUUUUUUUCCCA
Molecule: messenger RNA, 3808 nt
Organism: Scophthalmus maximus (turbot)
Lineage: Eukaryota; Metazoa; Chordata; Actinopteri; Pleuronectiformes; Scophthalmidae
Gene: ppm1j
Product: protein phosphatase, Mg2+/Mn2+ dependent, 1J
Exons: 10
Coding region: 255-1772 (505 amino acids)
Biological process (GO): protein dephosphorylation
Molecular function (GO): protein serine/threonine phosphatase activity
Source: RefSeq, a predicted model, not a curated record